AUGGUCCCACCACCUCGAGCGGGAUCAUUUUCGCCCAAUCCUGCACAGACACUACAAACGGGUGCGAGCCAUUCUCCUCAUCCAUCGCAGACUGCCAUUCUCAGUGCUGGCGCAAGCCCUAGCGCCAGCAGUCCAACGGGCACCAACUCCUUGACGAAGAUUGUCGUCGCCCAGGUCUAUCUUCUGCUUAGUACCAUCAAAGAGGAUAAGGAUCGUGCUAAGUGGGAGCUUCAAGUCGACCAAUUGAAGAAGCUCAUCGAUGACCACGGAAUGGAAGUCUUUUCAAAGUAUUUCACCCGGCUCGUUGCCGGCAAUGCGCCACAGAUAUUCCCCGGCCUCAAUAGGCCUGUCUCGAACCCGGGCAACUACCAUAUCCUCGUAGGCGAGAUGCGAAAGAUCUCACAUGAUAUUGACCAAGCAAGUAAAAUUGCUGAGUCGGUUGAAAGUGGUACUGAAGAUAUCUUCCGCGACUUUGACCUUUCAACCUUUAUGGAACAUUUCAAACUCGACGCCCUAGAGAAGACCUUAUUAGCUUUGGCCUUCAAACUUAGUUCGCGAGCAGAUUUGAAGACCAAAGCCGACGCUAUAUUAUCGACCAACUUCACUUCUUUCCUCGAUAUUAUUUCCCGCCCUGAUCUCGACGCCCACUCCGACCUGAAGCCCCCUUUUAUCGCCUUGAUUUUGGACCGAUUUCUACAGUAUCAUCCUCCCAGCUUCAAUGCUUCUUCUAGGCGCGAUCUCGAGGCUUCUGUUACCAAACGAUGGCUCGGUCAGACUCCGGAGCAGACACCACCUUCCGAGAUCCUCGCUGCUUUGGACUUGGGUAGAGUGCUCGCUGAUCGACCUGUCAACGGACUGGUCCGAUAUAUUCAAAAGACAGGUGUGGAAUUCACCCGAGACGAGGAAACAUGUGUCUCGUAUCUACAGAACCGCCCUAGCAGCCUUCAGCUAGGUCCGGAACAGGUCUCGGUGGCCAUAACUUUUACCGCCGUUAGUCAUAACCCUCAACAAAAUCCUAGUGUUUUGGUUGGUGCUCUGAGAAAGGUUUUGCCGAAAACCUUCGACUGGAUGGAGGUAGUUGUUUUAUUUGACCAACCUUCCGCCCGUGUGUCUUCCCCGCAGUUCCUACGUCUUUAUCGUGCUCUCUUGCCCAUCGCUCAAGAUUCGAACUCUGGCCUGGAUAUUCAACGACUUUGGGGCGGUGUCUGGAGGAACCCUGAGGCUCAGCUCUCUUUUGUUAGUGCCUACGCUUCUUUGACUCCCGACCAGCUGGACGCGACAACAAUCCCAGGGCUUCAGCGCAGUAUCACCAUCGAGGACUACGCCAACUCCCCUGCCAACGUACAGGAGCGGGCAAGUGUUGCUGUAAAGCAUCCUCUCGUUUCCGUCGCCGCACUUUCGUCAAUUUUCAACGUUGCGCUCAGUUCUGUCUUGGCUUCCACUAGUAUUGAGGCCAAGAGACUCUUCCAAGAAGUAGUGGUUCCUAAUUUGGACAUCUUCCUGGUCUCCGCGUUUGAGGUUCCACGACAACACUGGGCGGCAAUGGCUGUCGAAACUCUCGGCUCUCUUUUUGAGAACUUCCUCUAUAAGCGAUCUCCCGAAUACGACUUUGUUCUCGACAGCCUUUGGAGGAAGGAUAAGGACUGGGUUAUUCAACGCUUGAUCGAUGCUCACGCUAUCAAACCAGCAGACCUUCCGCUUGUUCUUGAGCACGCUUUAAAGCAUAAUUGGCUAGAGUCGUUGGUGUACCUUCCUAACGGGUUUGGUAUCGAUCUGGCUGCUCUAGCGCAUGCAGAAGGCUAUCUGGAUCUGUCCAAGUGGGCGCGGUUGAAUGCUGAGCGUAGUACCGAGGUUUCCCGUACCCUCAUACAGUUUCUAAUGAUCAAGGCCAACAUGGAGAACCAGUUUCAACGCGGCGGUCCUGACGGUCAGCCUCCUGUUAAGAGCACUACAACACUUCACGUUCGUACCGUGUCCGCGCUUCUUCAAAUCCUCGAGGACUACUUGCCAAAUCCUCCUGUACCGGAAUUGAUAGUGGUUCAACGGCAUUGUAUCAUUGCGUAUCCACGUUUGAUCAACUAUGGUGAAGGCUACGACGACGUAAUUGACGCCAACGGGAGGGACGGAAACUCUCUGUCCCCGAUCGCCAAUGGCAGGAUGGAGGAGCACUACAAAAAGAUGUACAGUGACGAGAUACAGGUCCGGCACAUUGUUGAGAUUCUGGAUCAGUACAAGCACUCCAGAGACCCCCUCGACCAAGAUGUUUUUGCUUGCAUGAUUCAUGGGCUAUUCGACGAGUAUACUCAUUAUGCGGAUUAUCCAUUGGAGGCCCUCGCUACUACCGCCGUCCUUUUCGGUGGUAUCAUCUCGCAUAAACUUGUUUCCAACUUGCCCCUUCAAAUCGGAUUGGGCAUGAUUUUGGAAGCUGUCAGGGACCAUUCUCAAGACGACCCCAUGUAUAAAUUUGGUCUUCAGGCACUGAUGCAGUUGUUUGUUCGCUUUCGAGAAUGGCCUGCCUUUUGUAGACAGCUUUGCCAGAUUCCAGGUCUUCAUAACACAGAGGCCUUCAAGAAGGCAGAAGAGGUUAUUCGCGAGCACGAUGAAGAGCUCGCACGUGGUCGCAAUGGUGCGGGGACGCCUCAUGGUUUAGGUUUUCAGGGCGAUACGUUCCCGAAUGGUAAUGCCGAGGAAACAGCAAACACUGAUCGUCAGGCGCCUGCAUUCGCAUCUCUCAAUGUCGACCCACCGCCUACGGAUAUCGAGUUCGAAGAUCCCGAUGAGGAUUCCCAAGACAAGGUUCAGUUCGUUCUCAACAACAUCACCGAAGGCACGAUCCAAACCAUGUGUCAAGAACUCCGAGAGACUAUGGAGCGCCGGCAUCAACAGUGGUUUGCCAGUCACCUUGUUGAGGAGCGUGCCAAAAUGCAGCCCAAUUACCAUCACGUCUACCUCGAACUAGUCAAGCUCUUCGAGGACAAAGCUCUUUGGAGAGAGGUCCUCCGGGAGACUUAUGUCAGUGUCUGCCGCAUGCUCAAUUCAGAGGCAACGAUGCAAAACUCCACCGAAAGGACUCACCUCAAGAAUCUUGGAGGCUGGCUUGGUCUGCUAACCCUAGCGCGAGAUCGUCCUAUCAAGCACAAGAAUAUCGCCUUCAAGCAGCUCUUGAUCGAGGCACAUGACACGAAGAGGCUUAUUGUUGUUAUUCCUUUUGUUUGCAAAGUUCUGACUCAAGGCGCUACCUCAGCAGUGUUCAGACCCCCGAAUCCUUGGCUCAUGGAUAUCAUCCAUCUGCUAAUCGAGCUUUAUCAUCACGCCGAGCUAAAACUUAAUCUUAAGUUCGAGAUUGAGGUGUUGUGUAAGGGCUUGAAUCUAGAUCACAAGAGCAUUGAACCUUCCGGCGAAAUUCUAAACCGACCUGCCAUCGAAGAAACAGCGGAUAUUCUACCUCCCGAACAACUUGACGCCUUCGAGAAUCUGUCCCUGAAUGGCAUAGGUUCUGCUGUCGGCAGUGGGCUUGCGCCUCCGGCUCUUGCACCGACGAUUCCUGAUCUCGGCCCAUUAAUCAAUAUCCCCCCUGCUAAUGAAAUGGUUGUCAGCACUACGCGGCUUCACGAGAUCGUACGCACAGCACUUGGCCGUGCUCUACAAGACAUCAUCCAGCCUGUGGUUGAUCGCUCCGUUACCAUUGCUGCAAUCUCAACCCAGCAAAUGAUUCACAAGGACUUUGCUAUCGAGCCGGACGAGAAUCGCGUACGAACCUCUGCCAUCAGUAUGGUGAAAGCAACAGCUGGUAGUCUUGCGCUGGUUACAUCCAAGGAGCCCCUUCGUGCCAACUUCACCAACUACAUGCGAAACCUAUCCAACGAUCUUCCUCAGGGACUCCCUGAAGGCACUAUUAUUAUGUGUGUUAAUUCUAAUCUUGACCUGGCCUGCAACAUUAUCGAGAAGCAGGCUGAAGAGAGGGCCGUGCCUGAAAUCGAGGAGAUGAUCGAGCCCGAACUCGAAGCUCGUCGACGACAUCGCAUCCAGAGACCUGGUGAGGCUUACUAUGACGCAAGUCUCAGCCGAUGGGCGAUGGCUAUCCCCAAUCCUUACAAGCUAUCGCCAAACGUCAACGGACUGAACUCUGAGCAAAUGGCCAUAUACGAAGACUUUGCCCGGCAACCACGUAGCGCUCCUCUACCUACACCUUCUCAUGGUCCAUCGGCAUCCGACGCUACCAGGUCAAUCGCCAACGAGGUCUUGGGGGAGUCUGCAUUCUCUGCCAACAUCACCAAUGUCCCAACUCCUACAGAAACUCCCUCGAUCCAACAACAUAUGGGCGCUCAAAUGCAACCAUAUGCUCCUGUCAACACUGGCGCCAGCUCAAUGUCCAACGGAAGGUCCCCCGGCUUCCAGAUGGAUGCCCAGGGCCUAAUUAACCGAGUCACCAAGUUGCUUCAAGAACUUAUCAGGGCGGCCACUGCAGCUCCUGAGGAUCACUUCUUGGGUCUGCCACGGCCUCAUCAGGUCUUGGAUGUAGUCGAUGCGCUGGUUCAGCACAUUAUCAAAACAUCGCAGAACUCAGAGGAUUUUGCCAUUUUUGCUGCGGAACAGAUCACUACGCUCAUCUUCUCGCAGAUUGAGGAUAAUCUAACUCUCGAGAGCUUGGUCCAUGUAUUGGAAACAGUUCGAAAGAUCUCUGGCCCUGCUUUGAACAAUCGUGUCCGGGCGCUCUUUGGUCAGCAGCCCGGUUCUGCUUUCUUGAGCUUGCCUCUGCUCGCGGCCUUGGUUCGAACGGAUUUAUUGGAAUGGAGAAACAUCGAUCUUGCCAUGUCUAAAGCUCUUCAGACCCGCAAGGAGGGUUCUCUCGACUUUUUGGAGCAUUUGCUCGACCUCACGCUUCUCGAUUCUCGUCCGAUUGCUCUGUACGCCGACUUUGCCUCUACCUUGGAGGCAGCAUGGGUAUGGAUCUCUGAAGAACCCGACUCCGCUGCUGGGCAACGAGUCAAGUCGAAACUUUCCGACUCCGGCCUGACGCGCCCAACCCAGAUGGAUAACCAUGCUCUAAGCCAGCACGAUCAGAUGGAGUAUGUCUUUGAGGAAUGGAUCCGCCUUUACCAUAACCACAAUGCGUCCGAUAAGGCCGUCGUCGCGUUCGUGCAGCAACUGCAGACCAGCCAGGUCUUGCAAAACCAGGAUGACCUCUUUGUCUUUAUCCGCAUUGCGGUUGAUGUUACUGCUGAACGAUUUGAAUAUAUUGUGCAUGCUGGUCCACUUACCGAUGCGUAUGUCGUGGUCGAUGCUCUUGCCAAGCUCAUUGGAACGUUCAUCGGCAUGGGUUUCGAGCCAACCUCCACUCGUCCAGUCUUCAUCGAUUCAAUCCUGUCACUAAUUGAGCUUAUUCUGAUUAACCACCAUGUCAAGAGAGGAGAGCAUCUGAACCAGAGGGUCUUCUUCCGACUGCUGUCCAUGCUCUUCCACGAGAUAUAUACUAUUUCAGAGGACUUGUCUGAAGACGACCGACGAGAGGUCCUUUUAAAGAUGGCCGGAAGACUCGCCAACAUCGGCCCAGUGUAUAUUCCUGGCUUUAUUUAUGGCUGGUUAUCCCUUGUUCAACACCGUGCUUUCAUGCCAGCAAUCAUACAGCUGCCUGACGGUGUAGGCUGGGGUCCUCUGGUCGACCUGGUCUGUCAACUACUGGACACUCUUGGUGAUCAGUUGAAAACCUUCGAGGUCUCGAACAUUGCCAAAGACAUCUACCGAGCUACCUUCAAGCUGCUUGUCAUUCUUCAGCACGACUUUCCCGAGUUUGUUGCCGCCAACCACGUGAAGCUCUGUGGUAGUAUCCCACCCCAUUGCACUCAGCUGAUCAAUGCUGUACUGGCUGCCAAUCCCCAAAACUCAAGGUUCGGCGAACUUAACCCUAAGGAGCAGGCUGAAGAGACCCAUGUUCAUCCUCGUCUUAUACAUGAGGCUACCUCGACACUUCAGAAUCGCGGUCUUCUAAAUGUUGUCAACCAAGCGCUUCAGAGCGGCCCGUCAGAAGACAUCGUUGCUAACAUCACACAUGCCAUGACACAUGACUCUUCUAAAGCAACCACAUAUGGCCAUGUGCCUGUCGUCGCUAACUCUGAGGUGAUCGAUGCUGUCGUCGUCUACAUCGGGCAACGCGCAGCAGAGAAAGCAAGACAGACGGGCACACCUGUGUCUAUAUCUGGCGAUGAGCAUGAGGUUUUCCUCAUUUCUCUCAUCAUGCAUGAGCUCUCUGCUGAGGCCAGGUAUUAUCUCCUCGUCAGCAUUGUCAAUCAACUUCGAUACCCCAGCCUUCACACCGAUUUCUUCAGCCAGACACUCCUCUAUAUAUUUGGCAAGGAUCUCAACGAUGUUGAGGAGACUGAAAUUCGCCAAGAGAUCACACGCGUACUUCUUGAGAGACUAGUCAGUUUCUGGCCUCAGCCAUGGGGUCUGCUGUAUACCGUCGUGGAGCUUAUGAAGAACGAGAAAUACAUGUUCUUUGAUCUCCCGUUCAUCAAGGCGAACUCAGAGAUUGCUGAGAAAUUCGCCCAUGUCCUCCAACGAGCCUAG
Molecule: messenger RNA, 6567 nt
Organism: Fusarium sp. VM40
Lineage: Eukaryota; Fungi; Ascomycota; Sordariomycetes; Hypocreales; Nectriaceae
Source: the annotation of a GenBank genome assembly